AAGUUGAUGACCACAGUGGUAUCCCUAUUUGCCUCGUCCUACGUCUUCGAGUGGCCCAAAUACAUGAAGGAUGUUCAGCUUCUAUAUCCACCCGCCUUCGACGCGCGUGUCGUCCUCUACCCCACAGAUGCCAAUCUUCGCGACUACCUCAGCUGGCGGCAAGUUGAUUUUACUCGACCCGUUUGGCAUCCAAUCGGUGGUACGGUGUCGACCUAUAUACUGUAA
Molecule: messenger RNA, 225 nt
Organism: Dibothriocephalus latus
Lineage: Eukaryota; Metazoa; Platyhelminthes; Cestoda; Diphyllobothriidea; Diphyllobothriidae
Source: the annotation of a GenBank genome assembly